Molecule: messenger RNA, 1925 nt
Organism: Numida meleagris (helmeted guineafowl)
Lineage: Eukaryota; Metazoa; Chordata; Aves; Galliformes; Numididae
Gene: PUDP
Product: pseudouridine 5'-phosphatase
Exons: 4
Coding region: 245-952 (235 amino acids)
Molecular function (GO): phosphatase activity
Source: RefSeq, a predicted model, not a curated record
CUUUAAGCGGUCCCUCGGUGCCGCAGCCCGCGGGCCGUCCCGCGGCGCCUGCCCUACACCUCGAGCGGCAGUGCCCGUGGGCGCCCGUUGGAGCUGGGCAGAGCAGCACAGCACGCAACGGCCCAGCACGCCGGCUCCGACCGCCUGGCCCCGCGGCAGUACCGCUCCCUGCUCUCCGUCAGCCCCGACUGCCGCGCUUGCGCCGCCGCCGCCACACGCGGGGCUCGGCUGCUGUGGCCUCGCCAUGUCGGCUUCCUCCUGCUCCUCCACGGCCGCGCUGCGGCCGGUCACUCACCUCAUCUUUGACAUGGACGGCCUGUUGCUGGAUACCGAACGUCUAUAUACAACAGUGUUUGAAGAGAUAUGUGGGCGUUUUGGAAAGACCUAUACCUGGGACAUAAAGUCAUUGGUCAUGGGUAAAAAAGCACUAGAAGGGGCAGAGAUUAUUCGAGAUGUUCUAGAUCUUCCUAUAACUAAAGAAGAGUUAUUACAUGAAAGUAAAGUGAAGCAGGAGAAGAUAUUCCAUACAGCUGAACUGAUGCCAGGGGUCAAUAAACUGAUCCAACAUUUACACAAACACAACAUACCCAUAGCUGUUGCCACUAGCUCAGCUGCAGUGACAUUUCAGAUGAAAACAGCCAGACACAAAGACUUCUUCAAUCUUUUUCAUCAUAUUGUGCUGGGAGAUGACCCUGAGGUAAAGGGUGGCAAGCCACAGCCUGAUGCAUUUCUAGUUUGUGCAAAGAGAUUUCACCCUCCUGCACCUCCAGAGAAGUGUCUUGUGUUUGAAGAUUCACCACUUGGAGUCAAAGGAGCACUGGCAGCAGGAAUGCAAGUGGUUAUGAUUCCAGAUGAAAAUUUAAGUCCUGAUCAUAAAAAGGGGGCAACUCUGCUGCUGAAUUCCAUGGAGGACUUUAAACCAGAGCUUUUUGGUUUACCAGCAUAUGAUUAAUGCCUAAUGUCUAUGUACAUAAGCUUGAUUGGAGUUCAAGAAACUGAAAUGAAAUCUUGUUAAGGUUUGAUAAUUGUUUUGCUUUAUCUCUCUUUCUUAAAUCUAGAGCACAGAAAUCCUGUUAACACCAUGUCUUCCACAGUGGUAUAACCUUUGAAAAUUGACUGAAAUAUUACAUAUUUGCUCUCAUGAUGUAUGCAAAGUUAAAACAGUAUUUCGACUUCUGAAGUGAUCCAGCUUUGUUCUCAGUACACCAUAAUGUCUUCUGGGAAUAUUAUGAAACUAUUUAGACAAUUUAUUGUAAUUACAUUGGAAACUUCUUGUACUGUUUCCAUUUGAAUGGCUUACUGUUUAGCCUUUAACCAGAAAUCUGUUCUGGAUUGGCUUUUAUCGCAUUACAUUGUUUUCUAUACAGUUAUCACUAUAAACAUGUACCACUUCCUCAUCUUUUACUUGCCUGUCUAUUCCCUUUUGUAUCCUCAUAAUUUCAUUUACUAUUUUUAUGUUACACUUUCUGUGUGUGUGGGUUUUUUUGUUUCUUUUAUUCUGAUUUAUUUUUGUUUCUGGGGGUUUGAUGUGUUGACUUCCAGAGGUCCCUUACAACCUCCGUUCUGUCAUUGAGCUCUGGGGUAUGGUAAAUGCCUGCUAUAGAGCUAUACAGGGUUACAUGAUCUUUCUGUUUAACCAAACUACUCUUCAUCUUCCUCCUUAAAUUCUUCCUGUUUUCCAUGUUGCCAUGUAGCCUUCCCUCCCAUUUGUGUGAAAUGAAUCCAUUCUAUCUCUCUGUUUUAAUCUUGAUAAAGUUAUGGCUUUAGCUCCUGCAUAUCCAAGUAGCUUUCUCUAGACCAUCUCAACUAGUCCAUGAUUUCUGGAGACAUUUUUAAAAUCUAUUUUUUAAUUGUAGAAAUUGUCAUUUUGGUUGAUUUAAAUAUUAAAAUUUAUUUUUCUGGCAAACACGAUUUGCACAAAAUGA